AUGCCAGCUGCGGAGACCUCCAGGACAUAUGGGUUCAUUGGCCUUGGGCUGAUGGGCCUUCCCAUGUGCAGCAACAUUGCAAGCAAGAUUGCUUCGAGCGAGCGUGUGAGAGUCUUCGAUUUGAACGAGGCAGCCAUGAAGACGCUAUAUAACGAGCACCCCAGGGGCAUCAUACAAUGCUCGUCGCCGGCCGACGUGGCUGAGGGCAGCGAUGUCAUCAUUACUAUGCUCCCAGAGGGUCAUCACGUCGAGGCUGUCUACAUCUCUGGACACAAGGCGCUCAGCACAGUCUCCUUGAGCGGGAAGCUCCUGAUCGACUGCUCGACGAUCGACCCGGCCAAGUCUCUCAGCGUCAAGAAGCAUCUUGCAGCCCGUUUCCCAACAGCUCGUUUCUACGACGCUCCCGUCAGCGGCGGCGUAAUUGGCGCAGAGAAGGGGAGCAUUUCGUUCUUCGUCGGAUGCGACGAGGCCACGGAUGCGGAAUCCGCGCAGGCCAUUCGGCCAAUCUUGCAAUUGAUGGGCAAGCAGAUCAUCCACUGUGGCGCUCCCUCUCUCGGCCUCGCAGCGAAACUCUGUAAUAACUAUCUUUCUGGAAUCCUGACGAUUGCGUGUUCCGAGACCUUCAACAUCGGCAUGCGUGCUGGUCUGAACCCGAAGAAGCUGUAUCAGGUGCUGGGUGCUGGGUCGGCUCAGAACACCAUCUGCGAUAAAUUCUGCCCUGUGCCCAACGUCGAUCCGAAUAGUCCGAGCAGUCAUGGGUACGUUGGGGGGUUUCGAAUGGCGCUUAUGCUAAAGGACUUGAUGUUGGCGACCGAGAUGGCGGAGCGAGGUGGUGCUGAGAGGGUCCUUGGGAAGAGUGGCCUUGAUAUGUAUAGAUUGCUAAGUGAACAUGCAGAGUACAAAGACCUGGAUGUGAGAGCCAUGUUCAGGUAUAUUGGCGGCAGGGAAGACUGGCAAGACAUCAACGGCUCUGAUGGUGUAAACUAA
Messenger RNA from Aspergillus puulaauensis, 987 nucleotides. Its product is annotated as NAD(P)-dependent oxidoreductase. Bases 1 to 987 code for a protein of 328 amino acids. Gene Ontology annotation, biological process: L-valine catabolic process. The record is from RefSeq and is a predicted model, not a curated record. Lineage: Eukaryota; Fungi; Ascomycota; Eurotiomycetes; Eurotiales; Aspergillaceae. Gene Ontology annotation, cellular component: mitochondrion. Gene Ontology annotation, molecular function: NAD binding; 3-hydroxyisobutyrate dehydrogenase activity; NADP binding. The transcript has a single exon.